Molecule: messenger RNA, 3909 nt
Organism: Tachysurus fulvidraco (yellow catfish)
Lineage: Eukaryota; Metazoa; Chordata; Actinopteri; Siluriformes; Bagridae
Gene: col28a1a
Product: collagen, type XXVIII, alpha 1a
Exons: 33
Coding region: 1-2859 (952 amino acids)
Molecular function (GO): serine-type endopeptidase inhibitor activity
Source: RefSeq, a predicted model, not a curated record
AUGCAGCAUGGUGUGGUGCUGUGUGUCCUGCUGAUGAUCUUCUCUGGGAGAGGUCUGAGUGGACAGAGGAGCAGACAGAAAAUAAACAAGCUGGUGGUCCGAAAUGAAGCGAAAGUCUUCCCACUAGACGCCAGAGCACUCAGUGAGUCAGGGGUCUGUACAGGACACUCCACACUGAUUUGUCCAGUGGAGGUGGCGUUCCUGAUGGACAGCUCUGAGAAUGACAAGGUUCUUGUGUUUGAGAAGCAGCGCAGCUUCGUUCAGCGCUUCAGCACCAGGUUGUCUCUGAUGCACGUUCCCAGCUGGAGUGUACGUGUGCGUUUGGCCGUGUUGCAGUACAGCAGCACCGUCUCACUGGAGCACAACUUCCAUGACUGGCAGGAUGUAGAUGUCUUCCAAAGACGUGUAUUGUCCAUGACCCACCUUGGUCAUGGCACAUAUUUGGCCUACGCCAUCUCGAACGCCACGCAUCUCUUUACUCGGGAGACGGCCGAAAGCAGUGUGCGUAUCGCCCUGCUCAUGACGGAUGGAGUGGAUCACCCACGCAGCCCCAGCGCCAUUGCUGCUGCCACAGAUGCCAAAAACAACAACAUACGAGUGUUCGUCAUCGGUCUGACAGGAGACAGGCAGAGCGAUACCAGGCUGAGGUCCAUCGCCAGUCCUCCAGCACAGCAGCACGUUUUCAGCCUUGAGGAUCCUCGGCUGGACGAGAGACUUUUCAGAGAGUUGAGCACGGUUGUUAACACAGAGUGUCCUCAGCUCAAGUCCUGUCUGUGUGAUAAAGGAGAGGAAGGUCCUGCAGGAAACCCGGGGAAACCAGGACUUCCUGGCCUUCCUGGCCUUCCUGGUCUCAAAGGAACCAGAGGGGAACAUGGCUCGAACGGACGACCAGGAGUGGAAGGCCGCGAGGGACGACCAGGAGCGAGAGGAGAAAAGGGUGAGAGAGGAGAGUGUGGAACAGCAGGGUUUAAAGGAGAUCAGGGUGCAGAUGGACCACCAGGACCUCGUGGACCUCCCGGAGAACAGGGUCCUAUUGGUGGUUCUGGAGAUCAUGGACCAGUUGGUCCUGCUGGUCCUAAAGGUGAGCGAGGACCUACUGGAGCUUCUGGUUCUCCUGGAGACCAGGGAAUUGGAUUUCCUGGUCUGAAGGGAGACAGAGGGAACCAGGGCAGUCCGGGUUCUACCGGACCUACUGGGAUCGGAGAGCCAGGACCACCAGGAUCACCAGGACCAUUGGGACCGCCAGGAUCACAAGGUUUUCCAGGCGAGGGUUUACCAGGACCCAAAGGGGAAAGAGGCUUUGUGGGACCAAAAGGUAUCACCGGUCCUCCAGGGUUCGACAUUAAAGGUGAAAAGGGCAAUGCUGGAGCUCCGGGACCACCAGGACCGAUUGGACUUCCUGGACUUGGGAUUCAGGGAGAAAAGGGUGAACAUGGACUGACCGGGUCACCGGGUCCUAGAGGAGUUCCUGGUGUGGGCAUUUUAGGAACAAAGGGUGAUCAAGGCUUUCCUGGUGAACAUGGACAUCCUGGAGAAAGAGGCAUCGGAGAACCUGGACCAAAAGGGGAGCCAGGAUCAGAUGGUGCUCCGGGAAUUCCUGGCAUCCCAGGAGAAGAUGGAGUUGUUGGACCCAAGGGUGAGAUGGGUUUACCUGGUCUGCAAGGUCCUGAUGGUGCACCAGGAAAAGGAAGUCCAGGCGAAAAGGGCGAUCAAGGUGACCGAGGUGUUCGUGGACUUUCAGGAUCUCCGGGACCCGCAGGACCCCCUGGGGCAAAGGGAGAACCUGGUAAUCCAGGGAUGUUGGGGAUGCCAGGGCUCCCAGGGUUUGGAUCUCCUGGACCAAAGGGUGAGCCUGGGCCUGUGGGUCCUCAAGGUGUGGCUGGAGAGCCCGGAGUCGGUCUCCCAGGGCCAAAGGGUAACAAAGGACCAUCUGGACCAGUGGGACCACAAGGGUUAGUGGGAGAAGGUCAGCCUGGGCCUCAGGGACUUCCUGGAUUGUCUGGAGUACCAGGAGAAAUGGGAUUAGAAGGUAUCGGACUCCCGGGAAUUAAGGGGGACAGAGGUUCACCAGGGGUUCCUGGGCAUCCUGGAACACCCGGAAUUAGACAUUUAGGACCGAAGGGUGCGACGGGUCAGCGAGGUUCUCCUGGACCUCCAGGUCCACUAGGUGAGGGCGUUCAGGGUCCAAAAGGACAGCCAGGCUUCCAGGGACCACCAGGCCCCAGAGGUCCCACAGGACACGGCCUUGAAGGAGAGAAGGGAGACAAGGGUCUGUCUGGUGAACGAGGAAGAAGAGGAGACAGUGGAGAUUACGGAGCACCAGGGCAAACAGGAGCAGCGGGCAAACCUGGUGGGAAGGGAGAACCUGGCCUGUCAAGAGAAGAAGUGAUCAAAAUAAUCAAGGAACUCUGUGGCAGUCGGAUCUGUGAGCCAGAUGAUGGUUUGCUGUUUAGCACAAACGGUAAACAGCCCGAAGCUCCAGGGGAUUUUAAACCCUCCUUUGGAGACACGUAUGAAAUCGAUGACAGGACGAUGUCAGAGCAUGAGGAGGAUGUGAGUGGUUUCACAGCACAGAACAUAGACAGUCUCCGGCCUCCGGACGCAACCGUGACGAGACCUCGGGUUCCCGCCAGCGUCCUGCCCGACCCGGAAACCGUCUCUACUUCAUCACUCCUAUCUGGAGCAGCUGUUGGCUGUACCGAGCGUCUCGACCGUGGGCCGUGCAGGGCCUACGAGGUGAAGUGGUACUACGAUCCUUUAGCAAACGCAUGCGCACAGUUCUGGUACGGAGGUUGCCAAGGCAACAGCAACCGCUUCGAGUCACAUGAGAACUGCAUGGAUGCUUGUGUGAGAAAGUGAUGUGGCUCAGAAUCGAUUUUAAUUCAGUAAGCAGGAAAAUGAUUCAAAGAUUCAUCUGGUUCAAAUGUAAAGCAGUGUGUAAAUACGAACCAACACAUUGUUACGACUUGUUAUUAGGGAAUGUGUAGAGUACUCUCGCUGUGUGUGUGUGUGUGUGUGUGUGUGUGUGUGUGUGUGUGUGUGUGUGUGUGUGUGUGUGUGUGUGUGUGUGUACUGAUUAAUGUAUUAAUGUUUUGAUUUGUGAUUAUUUUUGGUUUUAAAAGCUAUAGACUUUAUUCUGGACGUGAUUUGUGGUUUAAGUAUAAAAAAUAAAAGACGUGGGGUCCUAGAGAAAUAAUGAACAUGUUUGCUAGUCUUAUGUGGAUCGAUGCAAAAUUAAUAAGUCCAAUUUUACCAAACUAACAUUUUUAUUUAUUAAUGAGCAACACUACAUAGCGACUAAACCCUUCAUGCGAUUGACACCUUGUCACAGACUGUAAAGUAAAAAAGAGCUGCAAGUGGCUAAAAUUUUCCACAUAUUAAAAAAAGAUAAAAAAAUAUUUUAAUUAAAUAUAUUAUGUGUACUGUUGUCACAUGAGAACUCACAGUAUGAUCAGCCCCUGUUAGGUAAAUAAACUUUGGUUUCAGGGUGCAUUUCAUCUAACUACUUACAAACACAAUAUACCCUCACCUGCCCUUUCACGCCUACCGCAGCCAAUCGCCCCACCCUCGCAAUCCCGUCGUGACUGCCUUGCCCAGCCUACAGCGACCAACCUGCCCCACCUGGCCUACCCUGCCCACCCGUCCCUCACUACCUGCACCUCGCCCGCCCCUAUAACAUGUUUAUAUAAGUAUUUGUUAAUCCUAUAAAUACAUAUUCAAAAGUCAUCAUACAUAGACCCCUGUAUAAUGACCUACUGUAUGGACACAUUCAUAGCUGUUUCUAUUCACCCUCAUUAUGUAGAAUAAAAAACAACAUACAUAUUUUCAGCAUAGAAAAGUUUAUUUUAUGUUUUUCUUUUACAGAAUUAUUUACCGUGUUUCAUUGACACAAAUUAGUAUUAAACUCAC